Molecule: messenger RNA, 3181 nt
Organism: Nasonia vitripennis (jewel wasp)
Lineage: Eukaryota; Metazoa; Arthropoda; Insecta; Hymenoptera; Pteromalidae
Gene: stmA
Product: protein EFR3 homolog cmp44E
Exons: 14
Coding region: 504-2900 (798 amino acids)
Biological process (GO): protein localization to plasma membrane
Cellular component (GO): plasma membrane
Source: RefSeq, a predicted model, not a curated record
UGAUCAGCGUGAUCUGCAUCUGCAGGGCAUGUGUAUGGGAAUGUUGAAAAUCAACGGGACAUUUUCAAGAACAACCGCUAGGUGGCCUUGCGAACGUUUUUUUCCAGCUUCUGGCCCCAUCAGCUCAGUCAGGUUCGGAGCCCGGGCGGGUUCUGAUUUCGAAGUUUCGGACCUCCGCCUCGCGCCGUGUUCGCGCUCGCAACGAUCGCGACGACGGUGCGGCGGUGGAAACGUGGGUGGAAGUGUGGAUCGAAGGAGGCGCCGCAGCGCAGGUGACUCCGCGCAUAAGUACAUCAUAAAGACUAAAGGCCGACAAGGCUGCGCCUCAGGCCUCAGCUCAGCAUCUGUCUGGCCUGGAAAAGAGCUAAAAUAAGCCCUGGCGCGGAAUAACAUAAUCACGUCGCAGUUUACACCUCUAUUAUAAGCUUUUUUCGUCCCGUUUCUCGAGCACCCAUACUACAACGACUUAACGCCCCUACGAGAACCAAACGAUAUUUGCCAACAUGUUCAGCUGCUGUUGGUGCUGUUCGGCACUACGACCAAGGUACAAACGAUUAGUGGACAAUAUUUUUCCUGUCAAUCCUCAGGAUGGGUUAAUCAAAAAUAAUAUGGAGAAACUGAUGUUUUACUCAUUGAGUAGUCCAGAAAAGUUGGAUCGAAUAGGCGAAUAUUUGUUUCAAAGAGCUUCUAGAGAUAUUUCUAGACGCAGAAAUGGGUUUGUUGUUAUCGCCAUGGAAGCUAUGGAUCAAUUAUUAGCUGCCUGCCAUGCACAAACUUUAAAUCUGUUCGUAGAAAGUUUUUUAAAAAUGGUUCAGAAGUUAUUAGAAUCAACAGAUCCACAGUUGCAAAUUCUGGCGACCCAAUCGUUUGUUAGGUUUGCCAACAUCGAGGAAGACACGCCAUCUUAUCACACACGUUACGAUUUCUUUGUAUCAAAAUACUCUUCGAUGUGUCACUCCAACAAUGAUGAUUCCACAGUUCGAAAACAGAUUCGGCUUGCAGGGAUUCAAGGACUGCAGGGUGUUGUGAGGAAAACUGUCUCCGAUGAUUUAGUAGAAAACAUUUGGAAUAUGGUACACAUGGAUAAAAUUGUACCUUCCCUUUUGUACAAUAUGCAAAAUGCAAGAUAUUCCAAUAAGGAAAAUGCGACUCCAGAGAGUCCCACUGAAGAAAGGUCAGAUCCUCCACAAUUUGCAGAAACUUGUAUGAGAGAAUUGGUGGGGCGGGCAUCAUUUGGUCACAUUCGUUGUGUUAUAAAGCCUGUUCUCAAGCAUUUGGAUAACCAUCAGUUAUGGGUUCCAAAUUAUUUUGCUAUCCAUACAUUUAGAAUAAUUAUGUUUUCCAUUCAAUCUCAGUAUUCAUACACUGUUGUUGAAGCUUUAAUGACUCAUUUAGAUGAACACUCGCAAUCUUCUCCAAAAAUUCGUACAAGUAUAGCAGAUACAUUAUCAAAGAUUAUUUCUAUUGCUGCUGGUGAAAGUGUCGGGCCUUCUGUAUUGGAAAUCAUUAGUUCCUUAUUGACCCACCUUCGAGUCAGUGUAUCCAGAAAUCAGUCAUCUACUAAUGAUGAGCAAUUAUAUCAAGAAGCACUUAUCAAUGCACUUGGUGAAUUUGCUAAUCAUCUUCCUGAUUAUCAAAAGAUUGAAAUAAUGAAAUUCAUUAUGAGCAAAGUGCCAUAUGGAGAGCCUGAUUCUAUUACGUCAGCUGGAAAAGGAGAUGUUUUACUUCAAAGUAUAUUACUGAAAUCACUACUAAAGGUUGGAACAAAAUAUCAAACUAUACAUCUUAACACAACAUUCCCACCAAGCUUUCUUCAACCUUUGUUGAGGAUGUCUUUAGCAUCUGAUUUUGAGAUGAGGCUUCUAGUCCAAAAAAUUUUCCACACUUUGAUUGAUAGGCACAAAAAUAUCACUAAACUGGCUAAACCGACAGUAAAUAUUAUUGAAUUGGAUCUUGCCAUUGAAAAAGCAUCUAGGCCAGAUGUAAUAUUUAUCAGAAAACAUGGUCCAGAAAUUUAUAUGGCUCUGUAUGAAUCGUUAGAACUUACAAAUAAUAGAGUUGAAAAUGUUGAAGCUAUUUAUACAACCUUAGCUCUUUUGACCGUUGAAUUGGCUUCAGAAGAAACAGUAUUGGAACUAUUACGUCUUGUUAUGAGUCUCCAAGAUCUGGCUCUAACAAGUAUUCAAAUGAACAUAGCAAUCAAAUUUAAUUUACAUUCUACAGUUAUCAGUUUAUUGGUUUUGAUUGCAAACGUUUGCAACAUAUCUACUCUUAUUGAUUAUGCAAAUAAGAUUGUGGAAUCUCGUUCUAAAGAAGCUACUCAUUUAUUACCUGACCUACGUUCUCAAUACGAUCCACAUUUGCCAUCUCGAAUACCAACUGCACUUAUAGUAGAUCAAACUAUUGUAACAGAGUGUCUUAAAGGAGUUGGUUUAGAAACAGGAAAAUUGCAGCAGGGAUCAGGUUAUAGUAGCAGUGCUUUACAGCACAGGCAUUCAUGGGUUGACAGUGCUGGACGAAGUUCUUUGGGUGACAUCAAUGGUGGAACUACUGAGCUAGAUAGUGCAGGAUCAUCUCCUGGUGUACAAAGGAAACUGCCCGGAGAGGAAUUAACGUUUGAUAGUAUGAAGCGUAUUUUAACAGAAACAAAUAAUACCCAAAUAUUAGAAGAAGAAAAACGAGCACAACUUUCUCAACUAUUCAGAAAUGCUCCGUUCCAUGAUCUUAUUAAAAAAACACAACCAAAACAUGAUGUUUUACAGAGCAAAUUAUCAGAAAUUUUCAAUGCUUUAAUGAUUGAACCUCGCAGUCAAUCAAUACCAGGUGGAACUCCAUCAGAUGCCAAACCAAGUCAAACACCGGCUUAUGAAAUACACUUCCCAGAAUUGUUUGUUUACUAAUUCACAUAACUUUUUUGAGUCAGUAAUAAUUAAAGCAUUAAUUUAUGCACUUUUUAAUAAUGAUAACAGUAAUGAUAAUAAUGCUUAUAAAAAUUAUUUAAUUUGUGCAUUACUAAUAUAUUUUGGAAGUAGUUAAAAGCUAGACUGUAAAUACAUUCGUUACAAAUGCAUAUUAUUUUAUUUUAAGACGAUUAUUUAUUUAAAAAACAAUGUGAUGUUUUUGAACAUAAAUGUGUUAUAUAUGUAAUAUAUUAUAAUGAAGUUUUAUGUUAAAAAUUGAA